Messenger RNA from Striga asiatica, 615 nucleotides. The record is from the annotation of a GenBank genome assembly. Lineage: Eukaryota; Viridiplantae; Streptophyta; Magnoliopsida; Lamiales; Orobanchaceae.
AUGGGUGUUUGUUUCUCCUCUCGAUCGGGCGAUCGCAGCUGCCAUCAGAAGCCCUCCUCCAACGUGGUCUCUGCCGACGGCGUACUCCGCCAAUAUUCCCUUCCGGCCACCGCCGCCGACGUCCUCGCCUCCCAAGCCCUAUCCUCCGAGUCCUUCUUCCUCUGCAACUCCGACCGCUUGUAUUUCGGCGAUUUCAUCCCCUCUCUCAACGCCGGCGACCAGCUCGAGCCGGCUCAGAUCUACUUCGUCCUCCCGGCGGAGAAGCUUCAGUACCGGCUCUCCGCCGCCGACAUGGCGGCUCUCGCCGUGAAGGCCAGCGUGGCGCUCGACCAGAUCAACGCCUCAAAUCGCCGCCGGAAGAGGAAAACUCGGAUCUCCCCCAUCACGGCGGGGGUUGCCGGAGGAGGCUUUCAGGACCGGCAAUCCAAUCAGACUGUGAACCAGAACAGCCCGAUGAUGGCGGUCAAUUAUAACAAAAGUAAUGCCGGAAAAUCUGGGAUGGGUGUUACGAGAUCUGGAUCCGUGAGGAAAUUGACCAGAUACUCUUCCCGGCGAGCUAAAUUAGCCGUGCGAUCUUUCAGAAAUAAGCUUACCACGAUAUACGAAGGAUUAUGA